AUCUGUAUUACUCUCACCAUUCUCUAUACUGUUAUCAUACAUAUUUUUGUUCAGUCUUCAUCAUGGUUCUUCUACGCACCCUGACUGCUCUUGUGGCAACUGCUGCGGUCUCGAUGGCCAGCCCACUUCACAAGUCCUCGUGGUUUUCGAUUCCAGACCCUUUCGGCCCUCUCGUCAUGCACUUUGGGGACAAGGUAGUUCCUCAUGACAUCAAUGUGACCCUCACCAGUCAACCCCCAAGACUGGGCACAUUUCAGCCUCUGUCCGGAUCCUCCUACACUGUGAUCACCAUCCAGCCCUACGACACCAUUGUCGACGGCGUGGACUCCAACCUCCUGUGGCUUCAAACCGGCCUGAAGCCAUCUGCUGUUCCGACAAAAUUUGAGACAUCCCAAGGGUUUUAUCGGGUCUAUGAGCUGCACAAUGAAGACAACAAGCCAGUCUUUGCGUGGAGUCCGUCAAAUCUUCAAAGUUUAGAGUACGGCGACGUUUUCACAUUCCUCCUCGAUAGCAGCAACAUCAGCCCGCAGGAUGAGCUCGAUCUGCAGAUAGCAGCACUGAACCCCGAAAGAUUCAGUCUCGGCGACACGAUGGAGAACACUCAGCUUGACGCGGUUGCAUGGACCACCUUCCUUACACCUUUGGAUUCCGUCAAGAAGCCUUCAUCUGCCGAGAAGACUACCUAUGCGACACUACCUGCCGCUUCGAACCUGUCUGAAGGCGCGCAGGCACCCUUGUUCGAUGACAGAAGCUCUGAGGCUUCUGCAAGCUUAGAAGAGCCCGAGACCAUUGAGGUACCAGUUAUUCAUGAAGCUCAAGACAGAGCUGCGACUGCAACUUCGACUGAAAUCCCGCCGACUCCCACUUUCUAUCCCAUGAUCAUGGAGACUGGUUGCCCGGAUGCGCAUUCCUCAGCUUCCCACAAUAGGAUGCAUGCGUUUGGUCUUGUCUUGGUGGCUGCCAUGUUGUUUGCACUUUGA
Molecule: messenger RNA, 980 nt
Organism: Neurospora tetrasperma FGSC 2508
Lineage: Eukaryota; Fungi; Ascomycota; Sordariomycetes; Sordariales; Sordariaceae
Exons: 2
Coding region: 63-980 (305 amino acids)
Source: RefSeq, a predicted model, not a curated record